CCACAGGCAAAGCGUGUGCUGCACCUCAGCUAGCAGAAAGCACACGCAGCUGGUGCUGGUCCUGAAUGCUUGGCUGGGGCCUGGGAGGGCAGCGAGUUGGCUCUGCCCAGAGAGGUGCUGGUGGUGCUCUGCAGGAGCUGCUGCUGAACAAUCCCUCACUGCUGCAAGAUGACCAACAUUGAAGACCUGAUUGCGCUAAUGGAUGUAGGCCGGUGUGUGGGCAUCCAGAUAACCAACAAUACCAGAGAUGUGACCCUCGAGUACCCCAGGACUUACUGUUUCAGCGGCCGGGCCAGGACAGACCCUGUGCCCCAGAUCCCCCCCGGCUCCUCGGGGAGCUGUCUGUUUGUGAAAACAAGCUACACGGCCCGUGGGAGCGUUGGGGUGCUGAGCUACGAGUCCGACGCCUUCACCCUGGCCAUCAUGUUCUCCAACCCCUUCGACCGCAUUCUCUACAACACUGAGUUUGCCAUCGAGCUCUUUGCUGGCAGGAAGCACUUUGAAAGCAUGGAGAACCUGUACCAUUAUAUGUACAGCCAGGGCCCACUCUAUAAGUGCGAGUCCUACAGGAAAGUGAAGCUCGAGGUCCUGGAUGGCCAGCUGGAGGUGACCAACGAGAAGAUCCAGGUGAAGGCCACUAUGUCCAACCAAAAUAAAUCCAUCAUUAAAAUACAGAUUGAGCAAAAAGAUCCCUGCCCGCCCUACACUGCCAGCCCAGGGAAAUGGCCCAAUGUGCCAGACAAGGGGGCUGCUGGUGGGAAAUAGUGACUUUCUUUCUCCCAGCUUGAGUAGACAGCGAUGUGCUAGCUCUGCUCAUGUUAGUGCACUAAGAAUGGCCAGAGCGGUGUGGGUGGUGGGAAGAGCUAGUUACCCAAGUGCACUCUCACCUGACAUCCCGGGUAUUUACUCAGGCAGCUAGCCUGAGCUGCUGCUCAUGCCACAGUGUCCACACUGCUAUUUUUAGUGACUAGGGCAUGUCUGGCUACCCAGGCUGGGCAGUAUCCACGCCUCCAGCAUUUUAUCAUCAUUUUGUAAAAAAAGUUUUGUUUCUUGCUUAUUUUUUAACAUCAGAAAUAACAGGAGUUGGCAUAGGAAGACCUGAAGUUUAAGUAUUUAUCAUGGUGAGAAAACUCCCAGAAAGCUUUGCAAAAAGUAAUGCUACAAAAGAUCAUAUAGAAUUAUUAGCAAAUAAGAGCUAAACUUCUUGUAAGUGGAAAUAUGUUUAAGAGCUUGGCCUUUGGGUAUAACUGUACAAGGUUGUUUUUAAUUGCAUGUGUGCUUGCUAGGUAAAAUAUAAUUGGCUAAGCAACUUAAAUAACAGUUAUACAUUGUAGUGGAAACCAAAAGAAAAGGAUAAGUAGAUAAGAUCAUAAUGUAAGAAUGGCUAUACUGCAUCUGCCCAAUGGUCCAUCUAGCCCAGUGCCAGAUGCUUCAGAG
Mauremys reevesii (Reeves's turtle) is the source of this 1437-nucleotide messenger RNA. RefSeq names its product DELTA-actitoxin-Aeq1c-like. Gene Ontology annotation, biological process: pore complex assembly; cytolysis in another organism; monoatomic cation transport. Gene Ontology annotation, cellular component: pore complex. Bases 169 to 765 code for a protein of 198 amino acids. Gene Ontology annotation, molecular function: channel activity. The transcript has 2 exons. Lineage: Eukaryota; Metazoa; Chordata; Testudines; Geoemydidae. The record is from RefSeq and is a predicted model, not a curated record.